Pseudogymnoascus verrucosus is the source of this 2704-nucleotide messenger RNA. RefSeq lists its product as uncharacterized. Gene Ontology annotation, biological process: regulation of DNA-templated transcription. The coding region runs from base 586 to 2433 and encodes 615 amino acids. The transcript has 3 exons. The record is from RefSeq and is a predicted model, not a curated record. NCBI's taxonomy places the organism in Eukaryota, Fungi, Ascomycota, Leotiomycetes, Thelebolales, Thelebolaceae. Gene Ontology annotation, molecular function: DNA-binding transcription factor activity, RNA polymerase II-specific; zinc ion binding.
UCCGUCGACAGUUGGUUGAGUGGAGAGUGCGGGACAGCCCACAAUCGCAGCAACUGAGAGGUGCCAAGUUCUGUAUCCGUAAACCAAGACAGGCACAGCCCCAACGUGACCCCGCUUCAUUCUGAGGCUGGUCUCCGAAGCCUGUCUGCCUUUGUCGCACAUCCGGAAGAAUAUAUGCCAGGGCUCAUGCGCAUCGUGAGUAGCUGGAAUGAAUGAAAUGGAAGUGUCAAUUUUCUGCACCACAAUUGGAGUCCAUCAGACCAAUCCUCCAUUUCCAGGAAAACCCUCAGGGAUUCCUUCAAAGCCUAUGAAGAGAGAAUGUAGCAGCUGAAUCGACACUAGGAAGGCUAUAGAGCGAGGAUUCAGAUUGUGUGGGUGGCUGCUGGAUGGACGAGACUGAAUACUUUCUAGCAGUCCUUCUUCUGGGAUAAUCGGGGAAUUGAGCGUGUCGGCUCCUUGGGUCGGGGAAGUAAGUAAGGGGAUUGCAGUAUUUGCGUGGCCGUGCUUUUUGGAAACAUCUCAAUUGGAUCUGGAUCGAAUCGCAGCGGAUUCACGACUAGAGACUAGAGGAUAUACAAUAAAGAAAUGGCGACUAGGAAACCACCUCGCCAAAUGGCGGCAAAGGCUUGUGAGCGCUGCAGGAGGAGGAAGAUUAAAUGUGACGAGUUCUUUCCUUGCGAGCAGUGCACAAGGAUGCGCGUCGUAUGUAAAUUUCAAGAUUCAGCAGAAAAGAGGGAAGAACAACAGCAGGCCGCUCUAGAGGAUAGAAUUAGAUGUCUGGAAGAGAAGCUUGUUGCGAUACACACCAACCCAAACAAUCAUAUUGCUGAUGUGAGCAUGCCAGGACUGGCACAAGAAUUCAUAUCCAGUCCAGCAGCUAGACCAUCACAAUCACCAGGAAGGUUGGAGCCGCCUAGGCUGACACUACAGACACCUUCUUCGCCCGGUUUCCAUGAGCCGAAAUUAGACGACUUUCCAUCCGUUCUGAGCGAAUAUUCUCAAAGUUUUCUGGCAUGGAGCCAUCCACCAAGUGCGACUCCAAGCGUACCAGAGCAUUUCAGUCCUAGCGAUGUACCACCUUGGUCUACAGCGCCGUUCUCAGCGGAGCCAACCCCUAAUCAGAACGAACACAGAAAUCACGGACGCCCAAGGGCGAUAUCUCUUUGUCCUAGCGAAACAUCUAUGCAAGGUGAUUUCCUAGCGUCGCUGCGUCCCCAAGAGCGCCACAGGCUACCUAUUAAUCCGUCGCAACUCACUCUGGAAAUUCCCCAGAUCGAAAUAACUUCAUGGGAUGGAUUCCGACCUCAAUCUCCCACUUUGUCUCAAUUCAACGGGCCAGAUACGGACCUGCCUUUGUUUUGCCUACCAGAACUAAGUGUUAGUUCAUGGAGCGGUCUCUCCACACCCUCAAUCAUAGCACCAAGUUACGUGUCUGACUGCGACAACCUUUCCGUCACAAACCAGAGCCUACCAUCACAUUCCAGACGUUCUUCAAUGAACUCGCUCAGCCACGAUUUUGAUAUAUAUGGCGAAGGUAAGAAUUCACGUCGUAGGGCAACAUCGGAUGUCUUUCCUAUAGGCCAGCAAUCUGGUUGGCCGGAACAAGACCUUAGUGAGCUCUUCUACGAAACUACCAAGGCCAUUUCAACUCCUAGUCUUCAACGGAUGCAUUUCACAGAGUCUAUGCAAAGUCAGACACUCUCGCUGGAAGAUGGCACCUGUGGGGUAUCUAUCCAAAACCAAACUAAAGGCUACCUCUACAACCGCACGUUCUAUGAAGUCAUCCAACCCCUAUUCUCAAUUUUGCCACCACAAGCCAUGCAGGAUUGCCCUUCAGUAAACGACUCCCAUUUGACACCUUCACAACCUGGAAAAAGGAGCAGCGGACUUUUCGCAUGGGCCAUCUCAUCCUUCAUUCUUUCACAACGAUGUUCGCAACCACCUCUGCUUGCUCAGCACUACUUCUACCUGGGCAUCAAAUCCUACGGCACUGGAAAAUGGGAUUCUCUCCCAGGCAUUCAAUCCGGCAUCCUCCUCGCCAUCUUUAUCCUGGUUUCCAGCUCCCAGGAACUAAAUCUCUACAUCCUAAAUGCAAACAUCGUAGCUGCUUGCUUUGACUUGGGCCUGAAUAUGGGCACUCUUACAGCAGGUAGUCUGGAAGCUAAUACCUUGCUAGCGGCGUAUGUUAUUGAUCGUACUGUUGCGAUUGUCCGGGAUCGACCGUGCCUAUUGAAGGAUGGAGACUUGGGGCAUGAUGUCUUGGCAUUCGUCACGAGCGAAUUAAGAGAGAGGGCUGAGAGAGGGGAUGUGAGGAUGUGCGAGGAGGCGGGGCGGUUGUGGGAUUGGUGGCGCGUUUGGGAGAGUAGUAAGGGUGAGUCGGAGGUCGGGAAGGAGUUUUCGCCAGGGUUGGCGCAGGGGCAGCGACACUGGUGAGGGGAUUAGAUGCGGGAUUUCGGAAUAUAAUCGUUGUGACCAAACUAUUUUUCGCUUUCGCUCGAGGUUGGAGGAAGCGAAAUGCGCGUUUAGGACACGAGAGGAAGCGAAGUGCAUAGUUUCUACAGGUACCCUUAUUAUGUAACGCUUAGCCCUCUCCCCCCUCCAUACUACAUAGCCUUACCUAAUAGAUCCUCCUAGUUAGCCUUACUAUAGCUAAAAACGUAUAGUGGCAUAUAAAUGCAUUUAUAGUUACAGCCUUAAUUUACAC